This is a messenger RNA of Perca flavescens (yellow perch), 705 nucleotides long. RefSeq names its product PTTG1 interacting protein b (gene pttg1ipb). The record is from RefSeq and is a predicted model, not a curated record. Gene Ontology annotation, biological process: protein import into nucleus. The transcript has 7 exons. Lineage: Eukaryota; Metazoa; Chordata; Actinopteri; Perciformes; Percidae. Gene Ontology annotation, cellular component: cytoplasm; nucleus. The coding region runs from base 83 to 631 and encodes 182 amino acids.
GGAGUUCAUGACGUCAGCUCUUUAUGAGGUCCACCCUCCAGUUUGACUCCUCAGAAACGUUACUUCUGUUUCCAUACAGUCGAUGGCUUUCACUCGUCUCACAAUGUCCGGACAGUUCAGAUCUUCAGCCUUUGUUUUUGCCUUGAUUUUCUACGGUGUUAUUAUAUCCGCAGGGGCGCAGACACCGACUACUUCUCCGGCUCCGACUCCUUGUGCCUUGAGAUCCAACACCAGUUGUGCUGAAUGCCUGCAGAAUGUGACAUGUUUGUGGUGCGCGCCAACCAAACAAUGCGUGGACUACCCAGUGAGGAACAUCUUGCCCCCCAGCAGCGUCUGUCCUUUGAAUGACGCACGAUGGGGGUUGUGUUGGGUAAACUUCCAGAUUUUGAUCAUCACUAUGUCAGUGCUGGGUGGCAUCAUCAUCAUCACCAUUCUUGUUUGCUGCUUUUGCUGCUGCAAGUGUGAAAGAUUUGGGAACAAGAAAGAAGAUGCAAAGGUGGAGCGACAAACCCGGGCCAGAAAGAGUCGUCAGAAAGCAAAGAGAACAGAAAUGCAGCUGAGACAUGAUGAAAUCAGGCAGAAAUAUGGUAUGGCAAAGGAUAAUCCAUACGCUCGUAUGGAUGAUCACUGAGAAGAAUCUCAGCGAUGAUUCCUUAAAAAAAAAAAAACCUUUAAAGGAUUAUAUUGAUGCCAGUAACAUAGAGA